Messenger RNA from Panicum hallii, 1544 nucleotides. Its product is annotated as mRNA-decapping enzyme-like protein. Gene Ontology annotation, molecular function: mRNA binding; enzyme activator activity. The transcript is spliced from 8 exons. NCBI's taxonomy places the organism in Eukaryota, Viridiplantae, Streptophyta, Magnoliopsida, Poales, Poaceae. The record is from RefSeq and is a predicted model, not a curated record. Gene Ontology annotation, biological process: positive regulation of catalytic activity; deadenylation-independent decapping of nuclear-transcribed mRNA; deadenylation-dependent decapping of nuclear-transcribed mRNA. Gene Ontology annotation, cellular component: P-body. Bases 89 to 1210 code for a protein of 373 amino acids.
UUCCUCUCCACCCCCAGUCCCCCCUCCUGCCUGCUGCCUACGACCCACUCUCAGAUCCAUCCCCAACACGCGAAGACCGAGCCCAGCGAUGCCGCCGCCGCCGCCGCCGCCGCAGGCCAACGGGGCGAAGGUGACCCCGAACCUGGCCAUGGACGCCGAGGCCACGCGCAUGCUCAACCUCACCGUGCUCCAGCGCCUCGACCCCGCCGUCGAGGACAUCCUCAUCACCGCCGCGCACGUCACGCUCUACGACUUCAACAUCGACCUCAACCAGUGGAGCCGCAAGGACGUGGAGGGGUCGCUGUUCGUCGUCAAGAGGAACUCGCAGCCGAGGUUCCAAUUCAUUGUCAUGAACAGGCGCAACACUGAUAAUCUGGUGGAGGAUCUAUUAAGCGAUUUUGAAUAUGAACUUCAGCCCCCAUAUUUGUUGUAUCGAAAUGCUUCACAAGAAGUAAAUGGUAUUUGGUUUUAUAACCAACAUGACUGUGAAGCUGUUGCAAGCCUUUUUGGAAGAAUACUGAACGCUUACGCCAAAGUGCCUCCAAAACCAAAAGUGCCUUCCACCAAAAGUGAGUUUGAAGAAUUGGAGGCUGUUCCGACAUCUGCUGCAAUAGAUGGCCCCCUUGAACCUCCGCCAUCAUCCGGUGCUCUAGUUUCUGAUGCACCUGAUGAAUCACUGGCCAAUUACUUCAAUGGUGCUGCUAGCAUUGGGAGUGUAUCAAGUGCACAAAUGGCUGGAAGAGCUCAUCCAUCCACUGAAGCUGUUGCAUCUGCCCAUGUGCCAUUGAUUGUUCCUUCUGCUACUCCAGCACAUCAAAUACCUCAUGCUUUAGGGGGUUCAUCAGCUCCACCACUGCCCCUCCAUGACGCAAACGCCCACGCCAGCCAUUCAACAAAUCUUCUAACACCAGCUUUCUUUGCACCUCCAUCACCCUCUUCAACAUCUGUAGCAUCUGCACCACCAGCUGCAUCCAUGAUGCCUACGGCGCCGCCUCUUCAUCCAACUUCAGCAUCUGCUCAACGUCCUCCUUAUGGCACCCCCUUACUCCAGCCUUUCCCCCCACCGACUCCACCUCCUUCCCUGACCCCUGCAUACAACGAUGGGGCUCUUAUUUCAAGGGAUAAAGUUAAGGACGCCCUCCAAAGACUUGUUCAGAGUGAUGAGUUUAUCGAUUUAAUCUGUCGUGAGUUGCAAAAUGCGCACAUGUAGACGUCGAAUUGGAAUUCAUCUGAAAACAAAGAUAGUCUGUAGGGAGUUGCUUGUUGUGACAAGAUUGUCUGGGGUCUUUUUUUCCUGUGAGUUUUGAAUGAUUUAUUUGUCAAAACUUCUGUAUAGCUUGUUUUAAUGUAGAGUGCUUAUAGCAAUGUUUGGUAUUAUUUCUCCUGCUGGUUUCCAAAUAACUUGUAUUGUCAUAUAGUAUUUUUUAUGUAACCGAGCACCAAGAAUGUUAGAUUCGUGGAGGCCCAUUUCGGGUCGCGCGGAUUUGUAAAACAAGACUUGUGCAGGAAUAUUUAAAUACCGUAUUUUUCGUGUGAUUGAUUUA